Acanthoscelides obtectus is the source of this 447-nucleotide messenger RNA. The record is from the annotation of a GenBank genome assembly. Lineage: Eukaryota; Metazoa; Arthropoda; Insecta; Coleoptera; Chrysomelidae.
AUGGUUUUCGAAAGUAUUAUAUCACGUUUGAGGCUUGACUAUUGUAUCAAGUUUUUUUUAUCUUUAUUUCUUCUGAUAUUCAUUUCGCGCGCAGAACAAUCCUAUAUUGGUUCUGCCCACUGCAGCCAUCUGAUACCAGUCCACAAAUACUAUUUUUUCCUAUAAACGCUAAAAUUUCGCCAACUAAAAUUCAUAUCCAUUAAUAAAAAUAUUUAAUCGAUUUGAGGUUAAGAACAAUUUGAAUUUCGUACUGACAUUUUUUUUAUCUGAAAUGAUAGCAAAAUAUGUGCACCUUUGCAGGUCUCAGUUGAUCUGUACGAUGUUUCCUUUGUCCAACGCGCGUGCGGCAAUUAAUUCUGGUCCCCCCACUAUGCACUUCGCUCAUGGUGAAUAGAAAACACAUUCUGCAUGAAGUGUUAAAUAAUUAUAAUCCAUUACCUUUCAUAA